UAUAAAACAGAUCAUCCGUGUUAUAACAACUACCAUUGCUUCGCCACGCAAGGAUAAACAAGCAUAAGUUACAUUCAGUAAUAAAAAAUACUGUAAUAAUUCAUUCAUAUCCACCAAGUACAGAUUCCGUAAGAUGUACGGAUUCGUGCUGGAAAGUAUUGUAGAUUGUGUUCAUGAGCAAUGGGGGGAAGAGGUAUGGAUGGAACUUGUGGGAGAGAUGGGAUUCGAUACUGUGGGAUUCUCCAUUCACACGGUAUACGAGGAAAGCAUGAUUCCGCUGAUUGCCCAGACACUCUCCAAGAUGCUUCAAAUAACUGAAGAUGACAUCAUGUUUCAGUUUGGGGGACAUUUCAUGACGUUCGUAUCAAGUUAUGGUUACGACCAAAUUACGAAAGUUCUCGGAAGAAGAAUCUGCGACUUUAUUAACAGUUUGGACAACUUGCAUGAUUACAUCAGCAACUUGUAUAAAGACAUCAAACCUCCGAGUUUCUACGUAGAGACGGAGGACGAUAAGGGUUUGACCUUCCACUACAACACACCAAGGAAAUACUUUGGUUAUAUUCAUUAUGUAAGAGGGUUGGUGCACACGGCUGCUAUAAUGCAUUACAAUCUGCAUGAUUCUGUUGUCGAAGUUGUAAAACAAGAAAUGUUGGGAGAAGUAAUGCAUGGAAUAAUAAGAAUCAAAUUUCAAAACGGGUCAGUUGGUAAACAAGGUGCGUGGAUGCCAGCUUUGGCCAAACUACGAUCGGUCACCCCGGUCAGCGUGAACAGCGAUGUAGUUCUCAACUCAUUCCCAUUCUCAAUUAUAUUUGGCGAGAAUAUGGAAGUAAUUACUUGCGGAGCAGGAGUUGUUAAAACAUUCCCAACUUUGGUUGGAAAGAAAGUGACGGAUUUCUUUGUGUUAACCAAGCCGAUUGGGAUGCCGCUGUCUUGGACGUUUAUGAAAAACCGACCGGUGAAUGUCUUGGUGGAAAUGACGUCAACUGUUGCAUUAUGGGCGGAAUAUGAAGAAUAUCUGCGAUCUCAAGGUAGGCGGGAAACUUCGGACAACACUGUACAUCCAACCGAUGUGCAAAUAUUGGGGCCAGAGCAUCCACCACCGCACAAGCAAAGAGACGAUUCAAUCUCGCUCAAACUUAGAGGAACGUCUGCAUUUCUUGAAAGCUGGAACGCGGUUAUUUUUAUGUGCACACCUGUGUUUGACAACAUGGACGUUAUGAAAGAUGUAGGCCUUUAUAUCAGCGACCUCAGUUUUCAAGACUCGCUUCAGAUGUUGCUGAUGGCUGGACCUCAACAAUCUGCCGAACUCAAGAUAGCCUUAAAUAUGGAACAAGGGAAGACGGCAAAGAUGGAAGAAACGUUGGAGGAAUUGGAAAAAGAGAACAGGAAGACGGAUGCUCUUCUUUUUUCGAUGAUCCCACGGGAGAUUGCAGAGCGUUUGAAGAAAGGAGAAGGAGCAGUUAAUCUUGCGGAGAUGUUUCCCGACGUUACCGUGUUAUUCAGUGAUAUAGUAGGUUUUACAAACAUUUGUACACGUAUUACACCGAUGGAGGUUGUCUGUAUUCUCAACACAAUAUAUACCGUGUUUGAUGUUCUCAGUGAACGCUACGCUGUGUUUAAAGUUGAAACGAUCGGUGAUGGAUAUAUGGCUGUCUCUGGCGCCCCUGUGCGGACAAAAGAACACGCCCAGCGAAUCAGCGACAUGGCGCUAGAGAUGCAAGCUGGUAUACGACACGUGAAAAACCCAGCGGAUGGUGAAUUAAUUAGAAUCAGAAUCGGUAUUCACUCCGGUGGUGUAGUGGCUGGAGUUGUUGGUCGGAAGAUGAUCAGAUAUUGUUUGUUUGGUGAUACUGUGAACACAGCAUCACGUAUGGAGAGCACGGGUAAAGGGGGAGAAAUACACAUCAGUACAACUGUACGUGAUCAACUUGUACAAACGGAGGAAUAUCUUAUAAAAGAUAGAGGGAUCAUGUAUGUUAAGGGCAAGGGUCAAAUGAGAACUUAUUGGUUGAACGGGAAGAAGGGAAAAUAUAUUUCAAUUGCAAACACAGUUUCAAAUACUGAAAGUCAGCCGAAACAUGACAAGAGCGUUCAAAUGCGUCAAGCUUUGAAAAGUUUAAAGAACUACAGAAUGAAGAAUACCAAUAGACGCAAUGCCGCGAAACAACGAACACAAUCUGACGUUACGAAACCAAACAACGAUUUUGCUGGCGAAUCUCAAGGUGGGGAACACGAAGAAAGAGACGCGAAUGAUGAAACCAACGGCGAGAGAGAAGAAGCACUUCAAUCACUAGGAGGCAAACAAAACUCGACGUUCGAUUUAAGACAAUGUGACGUGAAUGGCAAAAGUAAAAACACCAAUGAAAACGCUCGGGAUAGCUCGUACGAGGAAACAAAGUCCGACGACGACAGUAAAAAUAGAGAAGGGGGCUUAAGUGUACAGAAAAGAUCACGAAAGAAUCGUUCAAAGAUUGGCCAUGAACCUCCAGGAGGAAGCGACUCCAAGGGAAAACGGAAGAUCUGUACUAUUAGGAAGCUCGUUGGAGGAGCAAGCAAUAUAAAGCAGAAGGGAUCUAGUAUCUGUAUAGUGCUGUGAGAUGAUGCAAUAAUUAAUAUAUGAACUGAUCGGUGCUUGUGUUUGUAAGUGUGAUUUCACCAAUGUUGAUUUUGUAUAGAUAUAUAUAUAACUUCAUUAAAAGUACAUGUGUUUGUAUUGGCGACCAUUGACCAUAUUUGCGUUUCCUUACUCGGAAGAAACGCAUGUAAUGAACAUGGUGGUUUAACAUGACGUAUGUUUGUACAA
Molecule: messenger RNA, 2803 nt
Organism: Ciona intestinalis (vase tunicate)
Lineage: Eukaryota; Metazoa; Chordata; Ascidiacea; Phlebobranchia; Cionidae
Source: RefSeq, a predicted model, not a curated record